AUGUCAGAGGCGGCGCAGGCCGUUGCUUCCGAUCCGACCACCUCCAUCGCCUCUCCCACCUCGAUUCCGUCGGAGGCGAUUCGCCCCGCGCGCCGAUUCUCCAAGGCGCCCGACUUCUGGCUGCUCUCGCCGCUCCUCUACGCACCGCUCCUACCCCUCAUCCGCAUAUCGCUGCGCCACAAGCCGCGGCUGAGGGACCGCCUCUUUGGCGCUGCCGUGGGGGGGGCGUUCAUGCACGGCGCGUGGUUGAGCCAUCGCUUCUACAACGCGGAGAGCUACACUCAAGCGCACAACAGAUAG
Molecule: messenger RNA, 300 nt
Organism: Closterium sp. Yama58-4
Lineage: Eukaryota; Viridiplantae; Streptophyta; Zygnematophyceae; Desmidiales; Closteriaceae
Source: the annotation of a GenBank genome assembly